UGUCACGACCUCACGCGCCACCAAACAGAGAACCAUAACAAUCAUGGAAGAGGACCUUCCGGCGGAGUUCGAUCUAAUCGUGAUAGGAACGGGCCUAACGGAAUCGAUCAUUGCUGCUGCGGCAAGUCGAAUCGGAAAAACGGUUCUGCAUCUGGACUCCAAUGAUUACUACGGCGGUUAUUGGGCAUCGUUUAACUUCGAAUCAUUCCGGAAGUACCUCCGUUCCGAUGAACAAAAACCGGAGCCUGUGGAAGCUCCGGUUCAACAGGACUUUCUUCUGCUCCGCCGCCAACCAACGGCCGUACAGAAUGGUCGCGAACAGUGGUACGAUUUCAAGGGCCACGGUGACGUGGAUGGUUGGAACCAGGAGCGGAUUGAGCAAGAGUUUCGCCGUUUUAACAUCGAUUUGACACCAAAGUUAAUGUAUGCUCGCGGAUCGCUCGUGGAGUUGCUUAUAUCUUCCAAUAUUUGCCGAUAUGCCGAGUUCCGGGCUCUCGAUCGGGUCGCCACGGUUUGGGAGGGCCGCAUCAUGACCGUUCCCUGUUCACGGUCGGACGUCUUCACCAGCAAAGACGUGAAUGUAAUUGAAAAGCGCCUGUUGAUGAAGUUCCUUCAAAGUUGUGCUGCUUAUGAUGACGGAAGUGAGGGAGAGGACCACCUGGAGGGUGGCGGCGUGCCGGAGGAUAAAACUUUUCUGGAACACCUGCAGAGCCACAAACUGACUCCGAAUCUGAUUCACUACGUGCUGUACGCGAUAGCGAUGGGAGAUGAUCGCACGGGUUGUCGCGAGGGGAUGGCAGGUGUGAAGAAGUUCCUCAUGAGCCUUGGCCACUACGGUAACAGCCCGUUUCUUUUCCCUGUGUACGGGUGCGGGGAGAUUCCACAAUGCUUUUGCAGAUUGUGUGCCGUUUUCGGUGGCAUUUAUUGUUUGAACAAAGCGAUUGGCGGUAUUCAGUUGAGCAGGGAAGCGACGGAACGGAGCUACGAAUCGGUCAAAUGUGGCAAGCAGAACAUCAAAUCAAAAGAUUUAGUCGUCGGACAAGGAUACUUGGGGUGUGAAGUGUUUUUGCACGAUAAAGGCAGUGUAAAAAAACGCAGCUCGGUUUGUGGAAAACUGGCGCGAGCCGUCAUACUAACGAAUGUGCCUUUUGGAGGAGUUUCACAAAAUCCCGGAGGAGGUGGAGUGGCGAUUAUGAAGCUACCACCGGUUGACGGGCAGCCGGCGGGGGCCACGAUACUACAGCUGGCGCAUUCCAGUGGCACUUGUCCCAAAGAAAUUUUUCUAAUCCACAUAACAUCGGUAGCUGUAACGGAAAAUCCUGAAAGCGACCUCAAACCUUAUGUGAAACAAAUUCUCAGCAACGAGUAUCCCAAAGCAACCGAAUCGACCGUGACGCCGGAAAAUGCCUCAGCGGAGCCGAUUGAAAACACGGUGUCGACCAUUUUGUACGAGGCAUACUUUAAUAUUCCAACCUGUGGCGUAUGCGAACAGGCAACCGAUGGGUCUCUUCCAGCCGGCAUACAUUUAACCUGUGGCCCGUUCCAUGAGCUCGACUACGAUCAGAGCAUUCAGCAAGCGAAAACAAUCUUCCUAGAGCUGUACCCCGACGAGGAGUUCUUGCCACGGGCACCGGACCCGGAAGAGAUCAUCAUUGGUGAGGAGGAACCGGUUCAAGCACAGGCGGAUACAUCGCUGCUAGAUGAUGGCGCACCGAUUGACAAUGCGAGCGAGUGUCGUGAUACGGAAUCGGAUUCUGGGCUCGCACUGGAAGCUAAGGAAGAAGCUGUUGAUAAGGCUGAAGAGUGCACUGAAUCGAAGUGAGGGGGGAAACACGAUCCCAACAGUACACUGCGCUCAUUAACUGCCAGCUGAAUACGCUUGAUGUUUACUAAGAAUGUGUAUGAUGUACUACUCUGAUAUGCUAUCGCUUUUUGCCUACCGAACCACAUUUGAAAUAAA
Anopheles cruzii is the source of this 1960-nucleotide messenger RNA. It is a transcript of the gene Rep, whose product is annotated as rab proteins geranylgeranyltransferase component A. The record is from RefSeq and is a predicted model, not a curated record. Gene Ontology annotation, cellular component: cytoplasm; Rab-protein geranylgeranyltransferase complex; nucleus. Gene Ontology annotation, biological process: intracellular protein transport; small GTPase-mediated signal transduction; protein geranylgeranylation. Gene Ontology annotation, molecular function: GDP-dissociation inhibitor activity. Lineage: Eukaryota; Metazoa; Arthropoda; Insecta; Diptera; Culicidae. The transcript is spliced from 3 exons. The coding region runs from base 44 to 1822 and encodes 592 amino acids.